Molecule: messenger RNA, 1224 nt
Organism: Sporothrix brasiliensis 5110
Lineage: Eukaryota; Fungi; Ascomycota; Sordariomycetes; Ophiostomatales; Ophiostomataceae
Product: beta-lactamase family protein
Exons: 1
Coding region: 1-1224 (407 amino acids)
Source: RefSeq, a predicted model, not a curated record
AUGGACAACUUUGAGAGCCGACUGGCCCAGGCCACGGACGCUGCAGUACCAGCACGCGACCUUCUCGGGGCCUUGGCGAUGGUGGUCGACGACAAGGGCCAAGUUCUGUACCGCCACGCGGCCGGUCGGCAGUGGCUCAGCGACAUCAUCAACGACGACGCGCCUCUGCUCGAUGCCGACAGCACCGUGACGCUCGGCUCGGCCGGCAAGAUCGUAACGCACAUUGCGGCGUUGCAGCUCGUGGAGCGUGGGCUGUUGGCACUCGAUGCGCCAGUGGAUGACCACCUGCCAGAGCUGCGGGUGUGCAAUGUCCUUGCAGGGAUGGACAAUGAUGGACAGACACCGACACCGCAGAUGCGAGCGCCGUGCCGUCCCAUCACGCUGCGCCACCUGCUACUGCACACCAGCGGCCUGGCGGACCAUGAAACGGUUGACAAGCGGUUUGGCGCAGGCACAGCCGACCAGGUCAUGGCCGGCCUCGUCGACGACUCGGCCCAUGCCAUCGCCCAGCGGUUCGCGAUCCCGCUGCUGUUCCACCCCGGCGAGGGCUUUGCGUACGGCUACAGCAUCCACUGGACGCAGCUUCUGGUGACGCGCGCGUCACGGUCGGCCUCGUUUCUGGCGCAUGUGCAAGCCAGCAUUUUUGACCCGCUGGGCAUGGCGUCGUCGUCGUAUGCGCCCCGGCAGGUGGACGAUGUGUGGCAGCGGCGGCUGAGGAUGGUGGAGCGAAAGACGGACACCGACGGCAUGUCCAUCCUGGUAGAGGCAGACGAUUUCUCGCAGGGCCUGACGUGCAGCAUGUCGGACGUAGGGGCCCUGCUGAGUGCGCUUUUGUCGUCGUCGCCGGUGCUCCUCAAGACGAAGGAGCACUACGACCUGUUACUGACGGGACAGUUUCUGGUUGGAAGUGCUUCCCUGUCGGAGUUGCGUAACGACUCUGACAACUAUGGCUUUGUUACGGGCAAGGCAUCUGGGCACGACGGCGCAGCGCUGGCCGUAAACUGGAGCGCCGGAGGGUUGGUCGUCGGGGACGAGGCGUUACCUGUCUCGUCGAUGCCACCAGGCACAGUCACUUGGGAAGGCAUGCCCAACGUGCUGUGGGCUGUCAACAGAGAGAAGAAGCGUGCGGCCUUUUUUGCUACUCAGUUGGUGCCGGUGGGCGACGCCAAAGCCAAUACACUUGCGUUGUCAUUUAUGCAUGACGUGUGGAGCACGUUUGGCUGA